Molecule: messenger RNA, 2644 nt
Organism: Anastrepha ludens (Mexican fruit fly)
Lineage: Eukaryota; Metazoa; Arthropoda; Insecta; Diptera; Tephritidae
Gene: Socs44A
Product: suppressor of cytokine signaling 4
Exons: 3
Coding region: 263-1390 (375 amino acids)
Biological process (GO): phosphatidylinositol phosphate biosynthetic process; intracellular signal transduction
Cellular component (GO): phosphatidylinositol 3-kinase complex
Molecular function (GO): 1-phosphatidylinositol-3-kinase regulator activity
Source: RefSeq, a predicted model, not a curated record
UAGUAACUAAAUUAUUGACAUUUGAAGAAAAAAGCAAACAAAACAUGGUGAUUUCUUAUCUGUCGGAAUUUAUACCUGUUUCCAUCUUUAGCAGUAGUUACAAAUCAGAUUAAAUAUAAGAUAUUACUCAUCUAAAUUCAUAAUACCGAAAGCAAUCGAGUCAUCGGAAUAUUACAAAAGAAUAUCUACAGAAUGAUGUACUUUCCAGCAUAGUUCAGAGCGUAAAAUUAGACGUAAGAUAUGGUGUGGAGGGAUUGCCAUAAUGAACGAGCGUGUGCCCAUGAAAAAUGAGGAUUGUGAACGAAUGCCUAGUUCGGGAAGUGGAGCUGAUGCUGCUGCCACAUCCAACGCAACUACUCCAACAUCAACAACUAAGGAGAAACGCAACUGGUUCCAAUCACUGACGAGACGAAAAAAGUCUCAAUCACAAAUGUCCCUUGCUGAUAUACCCUCCACAUCACGAGAAUCACCGCUUAUACAGAACAACAACAAUGAACCCUUGCAGGUGAUAUGUACCAGAAACCCCAUUAGAGAUCUUGAUGCCAAUACCAAUAAAGAAUCUGACAUAGGCGGCACGAUUGGACGCAAGCGAAAAGAUGAAAAGAAUGUAUUUCAAAGGUUGCGUAAAAAGAUGGGUCUGCGAUUUUCUUCUUUGCGACAUCGCCAAGAGCCUGCCGAUGAGACUGACAGUGGUGGCGGCUGUGCUGGAGGCACAAUAAACGCUUCUGAUGAAUUUUUAACUCACUCACCGAUACGUGAACCGAAGCUGCUGUUUAACUUUGCACAAAGUAAACCAGUUGAAGAACAAGAGAUUGUACCAUUUACCAAUGGCUAUAAACGUUUCAUUAUUAAGAAGUGGUUGCAAAAAGAAGCAAGACCUAAUCACAUAAUGUAUACAGCAUGCUCGGAAAUGCUAAGCCAAGUGUGGUACUGGGGCGAGAUAUCACGACUCGACGCACAAAAGCAACUAAGCGACAAACCCACCGGUUCAUUUCUAGUGCGCGACUCUGAAACACGUGGCUGCCAGUUUACACUUAGCUUCCGAAUUGUGAAUGUAACAUUUCAUUAUCGUUUAGAAUACCGUGAUGGCUAUUGGCAUUUUGAGGAAUUACAAUACGAAUCCAUUGUGGAAAUGAUAGAAGAUAUACUGUACCGUUGUACCAACGACAAUUUUGUAUGUUUCGUAAAAGUGCAAAAUGAAUUGCAACCACCCUGUCCAGUCAUACUAAAGUAUCCGCUUAGUCGGUAUUUUAAAAUGCCACAAUUGCAAGACUUGUGUCGACGUGUAAUACAGCAACAUGCUGCAUCCGAAGAAAUUGCAAAGCUGCCAAUUCCACCAAAGCUUCAGGAAUACUUAAGUAUAAAACGUGAACUAGUAUUUCACAGUUAAUCAAAAACUAUAAUUUAUAAGAGAAUAAAACGGGGACUAAUGUUCGAUGAGCACGCUAAUUGUUCCGUAUAGUGGGUUAGUCGAUUAAUUAUAGCUUAAAAAAUGUGCUAUUAUUUUAAUCGGCUAAUGGCACUCGAGGGUUAAAGUGUGUAAAAGCCAAAGUAGAGAUAAGCAUACACAACUCAAAGCCACAUAUGAAUAGAAAAUUUGUAUUUUAAGAAACUUUCAACACGGCAUAAAUGUUCACUAUUAAAGUGGUAAAAGAAGUUAUGGGUAGUUAUACUUAUGAUACCUAUACAUGUAUGAUUCAAAAUUCGUUGUCUGGAAAUGAUACAAAAUUAAUGUAAAUUGGCCGCAUUUUAAUUUGAAUUUCCGAAAUCCUUAAUUUGUACUCAUAAUACAUCCACCUACCAAAGAUAUUACUUUCAUCACUGUUUGAAACUACAGUAAUUACAGAUAAGUUAAGAAAUCAAGCAGAAUUCAAAUAUAGUAUGUAUGUAAUUAUUAAUUGAACAAUUCAUUUGUUUAAAUAAUGCAAAUGCAUGUUGCUUGAAUAUAAUAUUCACUAUUUUUAUUUCAAGUUAAGGUAUGUGAACGUAUUUUAAAUAUAAAGCUUUACAAAUAAGCUUUGCUCAAUACUAUUACUCAUUUUAUUUAGUAAGUAAUUGGAAAAUAUAUAAAGCUAAAUAAUCGUAAAUUGAAUCCCUUCUUAUCGCGGAUUACAAAAGAACUCUAUUGACUAUCGAGGGAAAAAGCGCAAUAUAUUGCAAACGAUACGCACAAAUGGUAUUUAUAAAAAUAAGUAAAUUCAAAAUGAGUAAGUGAAAUUAUGAAUAUAUUCAUAUGUUAACAGAUUUUUUCGUACAAAAUAUAUAUUUAUAAGAAGAAUCAAAAACAAUGACGUCAAUAAUUCCUAAGUAGAAUCUAUCAAAUUGAUAUAUAGUUUACAUUAAAUGAUAAGUAUAAAGCUUUAUUCGAGUGCAUUUUGGUACGGAUUAUUUUGAUAUUAAUAACUAUUCAUAAAAAAAUAAUGGUAAAAAUUUUAAUGUACAUUUGCACAAAUUAGAUGAAGAUUUAGCCUACAUAUAUUAUCACAAAUGUUAGUUAAGCAUCAAAUAUUUGUAGUAAAUCUGCUCUAGACUUCUGUAAAUUUUUAAAAUGUGAACUCUUCUCUAUUUAGAAACUAAUUUUUAAAUGUUUUCAAUGCAUAUUAUCCUUCAAAUGCUGAUACAAAUAUAUACAAAUGUACACCUA